GAAUUAUCAAAAUCUAGUGCAGUGCAGUCAACAUGUUUCCCGCCACAGAAAUCACCCUCUCCGUACCCAUCACGUUCGACCUCGACGCCCUGCUCCAGAUCAAAAACAGCGACGACGCGCCCGAAAAACAAUACAUUGUCUCAACCACCAAGAAAGCAAUUCUUGCCGCCCUUCCCACCCGCAUCGACACUCAGAAAAACCCAAACCCUUACGUCCGCGAACCCACUUUCGACCUGCAUGUCCGCGGCAACCCCCUCCGCGUCCAACGCCUGACCCUCACCGUCGCGCCUUCAACUACGCUUAACGAACUCAUGAUGCUUAUUGAGGAUGAGACGCGCCUGCCGGCGAAGAGGCAGAGGAUUUUUUUAAGUGGACGGAUUAUUUGUGAUGGGGUUGGGGAUGAGGCGAAACAUCUUCCUGUUUGUCAUUUUGGUAUUGUGAAUGGGUUUACGAUUAAGGUCGUGGAACGGGUUGCUGGGAGAGAUGCGUGAGGGAGAGGAGUGGGAUGGGGUGGGAGGCGUUUUGAUAUUGGUUUUGUGCAUCUUUUCUGUAUGCAUCGCGAGGAGGUGGCUACGUCGGGUAUGGAUAUGGCGAUCGAGGAACACUACAGCGGAUCGUGAACAGUUGGCUGGAGUAUACUCCGAGGAUGAAUGGGAGUUCUGUGGAGAAGAAGACGAUUACGCUGGAGGAAAGGGUGAGACUUUUCGCGUGCAAAUAGUCUGGAAGUGCUCUCUCAUGCUGCUAGGUAAGGAGCAGAGAUUACAUCG
This is a messenger RNA of Pseudocercospora fijiensis CIRAD86, 767 nucleotides long. RefSeq lists its product as uncharacterized. The record is from RefSeq and is a predicted model, not a curated record. Lineage: Eukaryota; Fungi; Ascomycota; Dothideomycetes; Mycosphaerellales; Mycosphaerellaceae. Gene Ontology annotation, molecular function: protein binding. The transcript is spliced from 2 exons. The coding region runs from base 33 to 491 and encodes 152 amino acids.